This is a messenger RNA of Paralichthys olivaceus (Japanese flounder), 1016 nucleotides long. NCBI's taxonomy places the organism in Eukaryota, Metazoa, Chordata, Actinopteri, Pleuronectiformes, Paralichthyidae. The record is from RefSeq and is a predicted model, not a curated record.
CAAAGUUGAUGGACAGACCAUUUUUGCUUUUGUAUUUUUUUGGGAUAGACAUUCAUGCACCACAACUGGGAUCCACGCGGGAAGGGGACUGAAAUACUCUGAGCAGGUAUUUCCCUUCAAUCCCAGAAAGGAUAUUUUUCGCCGUGGAAGAGUCCGAGAACUCACUCACUUAUGGGAAGAUGGAGGCAGGAGCAGAGGCGAGUCCACAGCAGCACCAGAGGAGGAAAGCUGUGCUGCACGGCUUGGAGGACCAGAAAAGGAUCUACACGGACUGGGCCAACCAUUACCUCGCCAAGUCAGGACACAAGCGCCUGAUCAAGGACCUGCAAACAGACGUCACAGACGGAGUGCUGCUGGCCGAGAUCAUUCAGGUCGUAGCCAAUGAGAAGAUUGAUGACAUCAAUGGCUGCCCCAAGAGCCGCUCUCAGAUGAUUGAGAACAUCGACGCCUGCCUCAGUUUCCUGGCAGCCAAAGGAGUCAACAUUCAGGGUCUGUCUGCAGAAGAGAUUCGGAAUGGUAAUCUGAAAGCCAUCCUCGGCCUCUUCUUCAGCUUGUCCCGCUACAAACAGCAGCAGCAGCAGGCCCAGCGGCAGCCGUCCCUCCCGUCCCAGAGCGCACACCCGCCCCUGAGCCAGCAGAGCAGCGCCCCGGCCCAGCUCGGCCACUCUCCGCAUGGGACUCCUGCCCUUACAGCCCAGAGAGCAGCGCAGGCCGAGAUGCAGUCCAGGGAUGGAUCUCAGAGUAAACUACUCAAGUUUUCCCUCGGUCAGAAAAAGACCUCUAGGUCAGAUUCUCCUGCGUUUGUUUUCUUGCUCCUCCCCCUCUUUCCACCACCUCACCCCGUGUCUCGUCCCUUUCCAGGAAAUAGGAAGGGCAAUCUCUACCCCGAGCACCAUCUAAUAUGCAUGAGUGGUAGUAUUGAGCAGAUAGCGACUAAAGCCCCAGGCUCAGUUUUUGGACGGCCCUGUCUGUCUCGCACCGCGCCUCAUUUGGCAAGUCUGCUAAAUGGGCUGUGA